This is a messenger RNA of Durio zibethinus, 2083 nucleotides long. The record is from RefSeq and is a predicted model, not a curated record. Lineage: Eukaryota; Viridiplantae; Streptophyta; Magnoliopsida; Malvales; Malvaceae.
AGAUACUGCCAAAAGUGUAAAGACAAAGUCACGUUGCACUUUCCAAAUGUGCAAAUCCUUAGUGAUGAAGAUCCCGGUCGUUGCUGGGGCCCAAGCAGUUGAACAGACUCGUAAACAAGUCCAACGUCCCAUGCACGUGUUAUUCACUUCAGCUGGAAAGGUUUCAAUUUUAUGGCACAACCAAAACCUACCUUCAAAUCUCUGCAAUUUAUUGAAAAGGCGAUUCAGAGUCUUUGUUUUCCAUGUCUAUUCAGGUCUGUAUGUCCAUAUAGUCAAUGCCCUGAAAGCAGAAUUGCCCACUAGUGUUUAGUGUUUACCAUUUUGAGGGUAGAAAUGGAGAAAGGAGAGCUUAAAGCAGGGAAAUCGUUGGAAGAAACCCCAACUUGGGCUGUUGCUGCUGUGGUCACUGUUAUGGUUUCUUUUGGUUUCCUCUGUCAUCACUCUUUGAAAAGGUUUGCGGAGUGGCUGGACAAGACUAAGAGGAAAUCUUUGCUAGCAGCCUUGGAGAAGAUUAGAGAUGAAUUGAUGCUUUUUGGGGUUCUCUCGUUGUUGAUGGGUCAUUGGAUUGCAUUUUUUGCUAAAAUUUGUGUCAAAUCAACGGUCUUGAAUAGCCGAUUCUAUCUUUGCGCAAAGGUUGGUGAUCGAUUAAUGUUAGAACAAAUGCUUGUUUCAAGUUCAAAGUACUUGAACAACACGGUUUCCAGAGAGCAGGAGACUGCCUGGCGGCAUGACUAUUGUCCCGAGGGUCAGGAUUCUUUUGCUUCAUAUGAAAGCCUUGAGCAGCUUCACCGUUUCGUAUUUGUUCUUGGUGUCACCCAUGUUUCUUACAGCUUUAUUGCCAUCGCGUUUGCUAUGAUUAAGAUUUAUAGCUGGAGAACAUGGGAGAAUCAUGCCAAGACUAUGGCUAUUCAACAUUUACAAGAUUCCUCACAAGAUGAAGCAGUUGGUUUGAAAAUGAGGCGACUGAAUACUUUCAUUUUUCACCGUGUCUCCCAUCCAUGGAGCCAACACAGAGUUCUUGUUUGGCUGCUUUGCUUCAGCCGCCAGUUCUGGAGUUCUAUAAACAAAACUGACUAUAGUGCCUUGCGCUUGGGCUCAUACUGAUGUCGUUAGACUCAUCAACUUCCUUUGACAUAUGAUUUCCAUAAUUAUAUGGUUCGAAGCAUGGAAGAAGAAUUCUGCAAUAUUGUUGGCAUUAGCGUGCCCUUCUGGAUUUAUUGCAUACUAUGCUUCUUUCUUGAUUUCCAUGGAACCCAUAUUUACUUUUGGCUUUCGUUCCUUCCGGCCAUUUUGAUACUGCUUAUUGGUACAAAACUGCACCGUGUGGUUGUAAAAUUGGCUGUUGAAAUCAUGGAGCACAAUCCAUUGGAGGGUUUUCAUCAAUUUAACCUGAGGGAUGAACUCUUUUGGUUUGGAAGGCCCAGGUUACUUUUAUGGUUGAUACAACUUAUUUCAUUUCAAAAUGCAUUUGAGAUGGCUUCAUUCAUUUGGUCACUGUGGGAAAUCAAGGAUCCUUCUUGCUUCAUGGAGAAUCAUGCCUUCCUUGCAAGUCGUUUGGCAUUUGGUAUUAUCUCCCAGUGCUGGUGCAGCUUUAUUACAUUCCCCCUCUAUGUUAUAGUAACACAGAUGGGUUCAAGGUUCGAAAAAGCUGUAGUUUCUGAAAGUGUGAGGCAAUCACUGUCCAAAUGGAAAAGAAGAGUGAAGGAAAAGCAAGGUUCCUCGGUUACACUACUCAGGAAAUCAAACUCAACCUCAUCCUUGGACUCAACGGAAGCUGAUCACAUAAAUAAAGGCUGCAGCUUUGCCUCAAGCAGCACAUGCCAAACAAUCCCAUCAGAGAAAAAUGCAUCCGUCCAGCAUCAAGAGGCCUCUGCAAGUGCAUCAGAGAGUUCAAUACACGAAUCAUCACCUAAAAGGAAGAAGUCGAAGCCUCAACUUAGCUCUUACCUUGAGGAUUCCAACUCCAAUUCUGAUAUGAAUGCCCAUAACAAUGAUGACAAAUUUAAUCUCGAAGAUGAAAUAUAUCACAUUGAACCUUGACCUUGUUUUUAUUUUCUUCUGGUUGAAGAGAAAUUAAGAACAA